GCCCGCCUUAGUCCAUCGGCGAUGAUGGAGGAUGUACACACCCUGCAGUAGCGGAAGUAACAUUAUACAGUGUUUGUUGUGUUGAGAUUCUUAUAUGUGGUCUUGAAUGAGAACAGGCAGACAUAGGACUGUGGCAUCACCUCGCGUGGAAUUCUUGGUAGUUGGGCAGGUGCGAGGCGAGGAAGGAAGCAAGUUCUGGGAGUGACUUCUCGGCUUGCAGUUAAUUAAGAGAGGUGAGUGAGUAAGUGGGGAAGGCGACGCUAGCAGUGCACGGAGGCUCCCGGUCACCGCCGCCUUCCUGCUGAGUGGCUUGGAGCAGAGACGGCAUCAGGGCAGGUGCUACUAAUGACACAGGCUCUUUAUUGGUUCGAGUGAUGACGUAAGAAGCUCCCACGAGUCCCCUCCCAUUGGAGCGUAGCGGUGUGACAUCAGACCCGAGCGUGGCAUUGGUUCCCUGAAGUAUGACGACAGACCUCCGCCUUUGAAAGCUGGCUAACCCUUCCCUUACUGGCUGGGGAUCAGUGACGUCACUUGGGUUGGAAGUCGCGGGGAUUUAAGUCUGUAUUCAUUGAUAGCGCGGCAGCCGUAGCAUCAGCACCAGUGUCGGCGCAGAGCUUUUGGAGGUGCCAUACACAAGCUUGCUGCCCCGUAACAUAAGGCUGCGUAUCUCCAGCAAACCUCACUCAACCGUGUGAAAAAGAUUACUUUGUGGUUAAGCGGUGAAGUGUGGUGUUACUUCCUUGCGUAUGAUACAGAAGGAAGAAGAGAGAACCAAUGAUAAAUAAAACCUGAAAAACCGGCACCGUCUGUUGUAAACGUGCCCUUGUGUGUGUGUCUGUGGAGUUAUUAAAACUUUGGGAUAAGAUCGAGCCGCUCGUGGCGAUUAAAGUAACAGCAGUGAAGGCGCAAAGAGUGGAGCUAUCAGAGGAGUGUAGGAUGUGCCAAGGAACCUACGAUUGCGGCGGAGAGUGCAACAGCAGCCCCAACAACACCACCACCGCCACUACCAACAACAAUACCAUCUAUAACAGCAUCAACAGUGACAAGCCGGACAGCACACACUCCGGCACCAUCCAGUCCUCGAGGAACAGCAUGACUAUGGGCGGUGUGCGGGGCGGCUCCACUCUCAACGAGGUGGGAGUGCCGAGACACGUGCCACACUACGCUUCCACGCCACACCUCUUCGUCUACCAGGCAGCUGAAGACGAAGACGAGGUGGACAACGACACCAAAGAGAUCAAGGAACCCAUAUAUUCUUCUGCCAUCGACAUCCGCAAGGUGGCGGCCAACAAAGAGGUGAAGGUGGAGGCGGUGCGGCGCAUCAAUGAGAAGUAUGACUCUCUGCGGGCGCUGACCGACCGCCGAGAUGAGCCUGAGGAUCCAUUGGCUGUGACGGACGAGGACGUGUCGCGCAUCGAGACCUUCUUUCGAGGCCACAAGACGCAGCUAUGGGUGUGCCGCACCAUGGCCAACUUGUAUAGUGAGGGCGGCGUGGGUGCCACACAUGGUACCUGGGAACUCAAAUACACGGGAGUGCCCAUUUUGUUGCUUGAUCUGGGCGACACACGCUCCAGGGACAAGCGGCAGCUGCAGCUCGUUCUGGCUGAAAAGGGGACAGGCUUUGCUCUGUGGCGGGACGUGGUGGAUAACCUGACAUCCUACCGCGCUCAGGAGCCACAGUUCCACACACUGUACCUGUCCUCCGAUCACCGCCGCCGCAUGGGCUUCUCCUUCAACGAAGGUCGUGCUGCCUGCGAGUUCCUGAGUCACAUUGAGCGACUCACUGCCGACCCCGCCAACAUCUCGCUCUCUGGCCCCAGCAAGAAGAAGAACAAAAUCAAAGAAAAGAUACCAAAGUAUAAAGCACCGAAAAAGACUGACAUCUCUACUCCUUGCAACUUCCAACAUGUGACCACUGUUGAUGCUUGCGACAAGACGCGAUUCUUCUCCUUGCAAGCGUUCUCUAAGGCAAAGAACGCGCCGCCCAUCCAGCCUCAUACGGUGCUGGAGCGUCCCACCAUCAUUGCUUCAGACACCAAGAAAUAGCAGUGACCCAUCGUCCGUGCUGCCACUCUCAAUGAGUCAUUUGAAAAAAUAACUGAACUCUGAGUGUUAAUAGUAGUGAGGACGCGUCGAUCGGUGCGCCAUCGACUCCUAGUGCCAAUGUGUAGCUCAUUCCGUGACCUGUGCUAAUUAAAGGCAACUAAUGAACUAUAGCUGUUCAGUGAAAGUGGUGAAAUGUCUGUGGGUAAACGCAGAUGCGUUCUAGACAUUAUUCCUCUGCAGUCAUGAAAACUUAAGUGUCACUUACAGGGUUCUGACAGUACAGCUCAUCAGCAGACAGGAGUGAAGGAUCGCAUUCUCCCACACAUAUGUCAGAACAUUUCAUUCAGCAUAGAAUUGAAAUCAAUUGAAGUUUAUCUACAAGUCCACUCGUCAACAUGUCGAAUUAAGACAUUCAAGAAUACUCUGAGUUGUGGACUGGUGGACUGCACACGACCGCUGGAGGUGGAACGAGGGUCGCAGUGGUGUUGUGAUUAAGACAGACACGUAACACUCCUAUGUGCCACCACUAGCUGUAGUUGUUUGUGUAGAUGUAAUGAUAGCCGUUACA
Messenger RNA from Portunus trituberculatus (swimming crab), 2614 nucleotides. RefSeq lists its product as uncharacterized. Gene Ontology annotation, cellular component: nucleus. NCBI's taxonomy places the organism in Eukaryota, Metazoa, Arthropoda, Malacostraca, Decapoda, Portunidae. The coding region runs from base 937 to 2046 and encodes 369 amino acids. The transcript is spliced from 7 exons. The record is from RefSeq and is a predicted model, not a curated record. Gene Ontology annotation, biological process: regulation of transcription by RNA polymerase II. Gene Ontology annotation, molecular function: RNA polymerase II cis-regulatory region sequence-specific DNA binding; DNA-binding transcription factor activity, RNA polymerase II-specific.